Messenger RNA from Microsporum canis CBS 113480, 2265 nucleotides. RefSeq lists its product as hypothetical. The coding region runs from base 1 to 2265 and encodes 754 amino acids. The transcript is spliced from 2 exons. The record is from RefSeq and is a predicted model, not a curated record. Lineage: Eukaryota; Fungi; Ascomycota; Eurotiomycetes; Onygenales; Arthrodermataceae.
AUGUCGCCCACCAGGUCCGAGAUAAUAAACAGCCACCCGAUCGGGGACCGGCUAGAUACCUUUGAGGAUUUAUACGGCGUCUGCCAACCAAUAUUCGACUCCGGAGCUCCUAUCUCAGUAGAGGGAGACAUGAAAGACAACGCUAAGAACAGAGUGCUGGAUUUUCUUGUGGCUUUACCAACUAUUUCUACUUGCCGUAUAUUACGUUCUGCAAGGGGGUCCGGUGCACUUUACACAGAUAUCUUACGAAUUGCGGCCAACUUUGAAGUUAAGCCUCUCCUUCCUCUGUUAAAAGCAGUUCGUGACAAAGAACCCGAUGAAACUAUAUGGGAUAAGGUCUAUGAGGCCGUCACUGAGUCGACGCCCCUCCCCUGUCCGCUCUCUUUCCGGCAGACGCCCUGGAGCCGAAAUACAGGUAGCUCUAUCAACUCAAACGAAUACCGAACUGACACGGAUAACCUACUGAAGGAGGAGCUAGAUGACCUAUACAUUGAUAUACCAGGGUUCUACGACGUUUUCUUUAGAGAUACUGCAGAGCAGUUCUACGCCCAAGAGGUCUUUGAGAGAUGCAAAGAAGGAGACGACCCGCUAUACCGCGAGGGAGAUGGCUGGACGGGAUGGCCCGAGGACGCAAAGGAGAGGCCGGUGCUGACCUGGAUGUCGCGGAUUAUCGGCAGGAUCACACAGAUCUUUGAGGAACACACGUCCAGCGAAGUCCAGAGACGGCCCCUAGCGCAGCCUCACACGCCGCUAAAGGGGUCUACGGCCGACCGCAAGCUAGACGUUGGAUUCGUAGACAACCCGGAGGCCGAUGAGAAUUCUAGAUGCCACUGGUCCCAGAUACUUGUUCUAGGAGAGCUAAAGAACGACCAAAACUACGACAUCCAGUCUAGAGCAUGGCUCGACCUAGGGAGGUAUGUAAGAGAGGUACUAGCCGCACAGGACUCCCGCCUCUUUGUACCAGGCUUCACGCUCUGCGGGUCAUAUAUGAGGCUGUGGCACUUCGACCGUCUAGGAGGAGUCGCGUCAGAGAAAUUUAAUAUCCACGAGGAGGGCCUCCGGUUUAUAUCAGUAAUACUUGCGUAUCUACUGAUGAGUGAGGAGCAGCUAGGGUUUGACUCGACUAUUAUUACCGCCGAUGGCUUACGCUAUAUUGAGAUCCAGCGGGACGGCGGGAAGGAGCGUCUAGUUAUUGACGAGAUAAUCAGGCGUACGGCCUGUAUCUCUGGGCGGGCGACGACGUGCUGGAAGGUACACCGCGAAGGAGAUGAGUCUCAAGCGCCUCUCGUAGUCAAGAACUCAUGGCAGUACCCGGAGCGCGAUGAGAGGGGAAGCUACUUCGCGAGCUACGAGAGGGGUAGUUACGUUGCGCGGUACUACCACCAUGCAACAAGUCCCGGUGGGGAAUAUACGACGCAGUACUACAAGCCGGCCGGCUCUAGGCCUCCGCUAAGCAGGAGCGGAUCCCGUAAGGGGAAGAGUAGUCGCGUCGCUAGUCGGAAACGAUCUUCUACUUAUAUCGAGCCAUCACUACCUCCUAGCAAACGCUCGCAGUCCUACCCGCUAUCGCCUCCUAACCGUAUCUAUCGUCAGGUUAUUAUUCAGGACUACGGCAAGCCGAUCUAUAGGGCAAGCUCGAGGGUUGCACUACUUGCGGCUCUGGAAGGAUGCAUCGAAGGGUAUGAGUCCCUUUAUCGACUGGCUGGUAUGCUUCAGAGGGAUAUAUCCCCUAAUAACCUUAUAAUCAAUGAGGAUGCGGAUGCGGAAGAUAUAUCCUCCUGGAAGUCGUUUAUCAUCGAUCUAGACCUUGCUAUCAAAGAAGACCGGGAGGAUACUUCGGGGGCGCGAGGCAAGACCGGCACGCGGGCAUUUAUGGCAAUCGGAGUCCUUUUGGAUGAUGAACAACACUCCUUUAUGCACGAUCUUGAAUCAUUCUUCUGGGUCUUAUUCUGGAUAUGUAUCCACCACGAUAGCCCCGAGGACAGUCAGGUUGUUAAACGCUUCGAAAAGUGGAACUUUAUGGAUACAGAGGAGCUAGCUGAUAUGAAGAUUGGUAUAAUCGCUGAGGAAGAUAAAUUUCUAAAGACAACUACUAAAUACUUUACGGAAUACUAUCAGCCGCUUGUACCUUGGGUUAAUAGGCUACGGCGGGAGGUAUUUCCCAGUGGCGGAAGGUGGAAAACGCCUAACAAAAAUCUAUAUUCUAGUAUGAGGGAAAUUCUUCGAGAAGCCCAGAAGGAUCCUGAUGUUAUUGGGCUAAACUGA